Lepus europaeus (European hare) is the source of this 3647-nucleotide messenger RNA. It is a transcript of the gene SMIM10L1, whose product is annotated as small integral membrane protein 10 like 1. The transcript has a single exon. The coding region runs from base 183 to 392 and encodes 69 amino acids. The record is from RefSeq and is a predicted model, not a curated record. Lineage: Eukaryota; Metazoa; Chordata; Mammalia; Lagomorpha; Leporidae.
GCCAGCCCAGCCCAGCCCAGCCCGGGCGCACCGCUGCAGGACGCCGCGGCGGCGGCAGGCGCAAGGCCAACUCAGCGGACGCUUCGUCCCAACCUCCCGCCGCUGUCGUCCGUCGCUGGAGGGCCCGCGGAGCCUGCGGAGGCCCUCGGCUCCGAGCGCUGGGCGGACAGCGACCCGAGUCCAUGGCCCCCGCGGCGGCGGCUCCGUCUUCCUUGGCCGUCAGGGCCUCCAGCCCAGCCGCGGUACCCAGCUCGUACGGGGCCUUCUGCAAGGGGCUCUCGCGCACCCUCCUCGCCUUCUUCGAACUGGCCUGGCAGCUGCGCAUGAACUUCCCCUACUUCUACGUCGCGGGCUCAGUGAUCCUCAACAUCCGCUUGCAGGUACACAUUUAACGUCUGGAUUAACUUCCCGGCCGCCGAGGCCAACAUGGUGGCCGACUCCCGGGAGGCCUUGCGGCGUGGCGCAGCGCCCGGCGAGGAGCUUCGCAGUCUCGCGAUAGUGCCUGGGUUCUGCCCGCGCCUGCGCGCUUCGCUCCUCGCCGACCUUCUUGGGCGGGGCGGAAUGCCGGCAGCGAUUGCAGUGCGCGGUUCCGGCGACCGAGAAUAUCAAGUUAAGACCCACGAACACACCUAAGAAGCUUUGCGCCCUGAAAGCCUACUCUGGAGGGAUGUAAGGACCUGACCAAGGGCACAGCGUGCAUUCAGGGAAAAAACUGAAAAGUAACCUGGGAUAACGUUGGAUUGGAUUGUAAGCAAGACUUGAAUAAAUAAGAAGCCGAAGGGAUUCAAGAUAAUGUGGAAGACAUCCGUUUCUGCACGGGAGGAGAAGAUGACAGUCAUCGAUUUUCAGUGGGGAAAAGCAUCGCACACCAAACGUAAACGUCUGCAGGAUUUUGAAGAAAUGGAGUGUAAGAAAAUGAAUCUUAGAGGUGCCCCCUGUGAGCUGCCUAUGGGCCCCCAGCAGAAGAAGAAGCAAUCCACUUUGCUGCUUGACACUCGGCUGUUCCCUGAACAACGUUCGAGUCGUCAUCAUCAUGCUCUUUACGGCUUUCCUCUUUUGAAGGAUUACUUAAGUUAUGGUUACAAAGUAAAUGCGAAUGUUUUUCAGCUCUGAUGUAAAACUAGAGUCUAUAAGGGAGAAUAUGAAGGGGGGGAGGAAGGUUUCUGGAUUAGCUGUAGUGUUUAUAAAACAGCUGGACAGCCGUGGGUUGUUGGUUCCUUAGGGGGUAGCUGUCAAGUUCCUAAAAUAUAUACUAAAGUUCCUAAUAUAUAUACUAUAUAUACUAAAGGGGAUCGGUGAUGGAGAAGGCUUGAAGUCAACAGAAAGGGACCAAAAAUGGAGAGUUUGAUGGGAUGUCUCAAAAAGGAAAAAAAAAUGAUAGAUUGACCAGUGUAUUUGAAAUAAAGAAGAUUUUUCUUUUUUCAGAGAGUCUGAUGAAUUAGUGGCCUGCAGAUUUUUCAAAAUUAAGAAAACAAAACAGGUAAUUAUGAACUGAACCCCAGGAAAAAUAAAGGUUCAAAAAGUAUGCAGCAUACCUCAACUGUGAUUAACACUAGUUGUGUAAAGUCAGCCAAUAUUAUGUAAAUACGGAAUAGUCAUUUAAUGAGUGAUUUACUAAGGUCAGAAGGCUGGGACAGGAUGAAAGAGCUGGGUGUAAUGAGGGAGUGUCAAUCAAGGUCUAAUGUAGACUAGUCCAUGAAAAACAGGAUAAACAUAAAUUGGAAAAAUAAUCAGCUGAGAGUUAAAUGUGGUAUGCUCUGGAUAAAGGAUAUCAGGGGUGGAUAGAGAAAAGGCAGAGAGGUUUGCUGUUUUUCACUACCAGUCUUACAGUAUUUGAUUUCGUUUUACCUGUGUAUAUGCUAUAAUUAAAAACAAACUUUUAUUUUUAAAAGUUCUCUAGUUAAAAUGUAUACCACUGGGUUAAGAGCCAAGAAAGUAGAAUGCGAUUGAGUUUUUAAGUCAGGAAAACCCCUAUUAAAGUAUAAACUCUGAUUGUGUGGCCUGAGGUGAGCCCAUUAACCUCUCUUUCAUCAGCUGUUAAAAGGUAAACAUAUCUGCCUUGAAAGAUUAGUCUAAGAAUUAAAUAAUUAAAAACCAUGCUUGGUUCUGUGCUUGAUAAAUACACAAAAGCAGUAUUUGUCAUAUAAAAUAUCAUAUUAAAAUGUGAAUAAAAUGUAAAACCCAAGAAAAACCCUGCUUUUCCAGUGGAGGUUUUAAAUCCUUAAGAGGGUAGUGACUAGUGUGCUGGGUAGGAACCUAUAAGAAGAUCCUAGGUAAGGCGUUUGCAUAGAAAGGUGGUGUUAUUGCCAAAGGUAGAGGUUUAAACUGUUUGCAGUGUUGUGUAUUCCACUCAUGUGUACAACAAACUAUGGUUUUAAAAUCAUACGUGUUCUGCCUUGUCCAGUACCAUGUCUGGUGUUAGGUUCUUCCUACUCUUUAUCCUUUGUCUCCAGCCCAACUCUUUUGAGCAUAUCCUACAAUCUGUGUUUUCUACCAAUAGAAGUUAUAUGAAAAAGUAAAUAUUCUAUCGAUUAAAUAUUUAUAAAUAGGUAAAUAGUUAAUAUCUAUUUGUUCUCCAAAUAGGAAGCUCUGUGAGGAAAAAUACUGUAUUUUAUCCAUUUUUACACCCUGAAAUAUCGGCAGAUAACAUUGUAUUAAAAUGUAGUGCUGAGAUUUAUCAUUUAGUCUUCACAGUUGCUCUUAAACUUUGAAGUGUGUUUAUACUCCUAUAUAAUGUAAUUCAUUUACCUUUCCCAGGAGAGUAAACAAGAUUUCUGUCUUGAUUAAACCACUUGCUAUUUUGUUUCUCCUGGCAUACUUCCAGGUAAUAUCUAUAAGGCCAAGGAUUUUGUAUGUUUCCUGCUCCAGCCCCAAGCCUAGAGCAUUACCUGAAACAAAGUACAUAAUAAAUAUUUUUGAAUGGGUCAGUAGAUCUGAUGUUAGUUAUUCUGUACAUUAUCAAGUCAAUAAAUGAAAACAUGUGUUGACCUUGAUGUUAAGAUAAUCCACUUUAUAGCCUUUAAAUGGAGCAUUUUCAAAUCAUUAUGAAUAUUAGUUGGUUUGGAAAUCCCUCGAGAAUGAAGAAACCAAGAGAUGAUUAUUACCAAUAAAGAAAAAACUAAACUGUAACUGACUUAAAGAAAUGAGGAAUGAUAACUGUGUGUUAUAAUUUAACUAUAAAAGUGAAAGAGUAAAUAUAGUUACACAAAUAAUGAAUAGGAGAGGAGAUUUUUAUGCAUAAUUUAUUAAUUACCAUCACCAUCAUUUUUAAAACUUCAUUGAGUUUUUAAUACCAGGAGCUAGGAAAUAUUUAUAUACAUGGUAUCCAGAAUUCUCACAAAUAUACUGUGAGGUAAAUAUUUUCUCAUUUUUUCAGGUAGGGAGGCUAGGAUUUAGAGAGGCUAAGUAACUUCCCAAGAUCAUCACUAGCCAAAACAGUUCAAUCUCCAGUUACCCUGAAGAUACAUUUCAAAAGAGGUUCAUCUUUCCAAAGUGAAUAGGUAAUUCAAAAUAAUAACCUCUAAUUUCCAAACACAUAUUACCACAGUAAUAAUUGGUGAAUUUUUAAAAUGUAAUUGAGGGCCUUCUGUUAUAUAUUCAUUGUGAUUUGAUAAGUAAAUUCAAGUUUUAAUAUUCUUCCACCUGAA